CACACACACACACACACACACACACACACUCAGUGGGCGACUUUCUCACUACCGCAGCUCGUUAUGCCGCUGAAUCAACCGGAGCUCUAACCACGACACCAGCGCGUAAUGACGGAGAGAACCGCCGGAGCGACGCUGGUUUGCGAUCAGAAUGAAGCGCUGUUAGAAAUAACCCGAGUCCUGCCUCGUGACAUGUCAGGAGCGCCUUUCCAUCUCUCGGAGCCCAGAGCCUUCAUCCCUCCGCUCGGAUGCUGAUGAUGGUAGCGCAGCCUGCGUGAUUUCUGCUGGAACAUCCCUAUUUUUUCUUCCUUUUAGCUGAAAUUCAGCCCAACUGACAGAAUGAUUGAGGAGGCCAGCAAGAGCAGCAAGGUCACAGUGGAGAAGAGACAGCUCUUCAUGGAAAUGAGAGCUCAGAACUUUGAUGUAAUCCGUCUGUCAACGUAUAGGACGGCGUGCAAGCUACGGUUUGUUCAGAAAAGAUGCAACCUUCACCUGGUGGACGUGUGGAACAUGAUCGAGGCGUUUCGUGACAACGGGCUCAGUACUCUAGACCACAAUGCGGAGAUAAACGUGUCACGUUUGGAGACCAUCCUCUCCUCCAUUUUCUACCAGCUGAACAAGCGCCUGCCUACCACCCACCAGAUCAACGUGGAGCAGUCCAUUGGCCUGCUACUCAACUUCAUGGUGGCUACCUAUGACAGCGAAGGCCACGGAAAGCUCACAGUAUUUGCCAUGAAGUCAAUGCUGGCAACCAUGUGUGGAGGGAAAAUUGUCGAUAAAUUACGCUAUAUUUUUUCUCAGAUAUCAGACUCCAGUGGGACGAUGGUGUUUGCUAAGUUUGACCAAUUUCUCCGUGAAGUCCUAAAGCUACCUACGGCUGUGUUUGAGGGUCCUUCAUUUGGUUACACAGAGCACUCAGUGAGAACAUGUUUCCCUCAGCAGAAGAAGAUACUGUUGAAUACCUUCCUGGACAUUAUGAUGGCUGAUCCCCCACAGUGCCUCGUUUGGCUACCUCUCAUGCACCGACUGGCCAAUGUAGAGAAUGUCUUCCAUCCGGUGGAAUGCUCCUAUUGCCGGAGCGAGAGCAUGAUGGGUUUUCGCUAUAGAUGUCAGCAGUGCCACGGCUACCAGCUUUGCCAGAACUGCUUCUGGCGCGGCCAUGCCAACGGUCCCCAUAGCAACCAGCAUCAGAUGAAGGAGCACUCCUCAUGGAAAUCCCCAGCCAAGAAGCUCAGCCACGCCAUCAGCAAGUCUCUGGGUUGUGUGCCAAUAGGAGAACCCCCACACCCUGUGUACCCUGAGGCAUCCGAGAGACCACAGGACCUGACACACCCUACUCAUCUGAAGCCCGUGUCCAACAACAUGAACGAUACCGUUCUUGUGUCCUCUGGGGCCCCUACGCCCACCACAAGCACCACUCUGGAGAGUCCCAGCAGGCUGGAUGAGGAGCACCGUCUUAUUGCUCGCUACGCUGCCCGUCUGGCAGCUGAAGCCAGCAAUUCGACACAAUGUCCUCCCACCGACCUGAGCUUCAACUUUGAUGCCAACAAGCAACAGAGGCAACUCAUCGCUGAGCUCGAGAACAAGAAUAGGGAGAUCCUUCAGGAGAUCCAGAGGCUGCGUCUGGAACAUGAGCAAGCCUCUCAGCCCACGCCAGAAAAAGCUCAACAGAACCCGACUCUCCUUGCGGAAUUACGACUGCUCCGGCACAGGAAAGAUGAGCUGGAAAAGCGCAUGUCGGCACUGCAGGAGAGUAGGCGAGAGUUGAUGGUCCAAUUGGAAGGUCUUAUGAGACUGCUAAAGGAUGAAGAGCAGAAGGGCGCUCAAACAGGAGUCUCCCCCCAUUCCUCACCCAGCCACAGUGCCAGUUGCACCAUGCCCAUGCCCAUCCGCUCCACAUCCGCCGGCUCCACGCCUACUCACACACCACAGGACUGCCUGGCUGGUGUCAGUGACGAUGUACUGGAUGCCUUUUCUCAGGGUGUACCUAGAAAUCUCCGAAAUGAUCUAUUGGUAGCUGCGGACUCAAUCACGAAUACCAUGUCAUCGUUAGUUAAAGAGCUCCACUCAGUUGACGAUGGUCUGGAAGAUGAGGAAGUGAACAUGAGGAACGGAAGGGAUAAAGUGUCAGCACAGAGGCAUUAUGGGAACAGACAUUCAACCCCCUCAUUCUAAAUGUCUGGAUGUGACUGGCCAGAACCAGCGACAACAUAUCCCUUCCUGGCAUUCGCACAUAAAGUAAUGCAUGCUCUUCCUAGCCAGGUUUCACUAUGUGAAAUGAACACUUCAUCACAUUUUGCAGAGAGCAAGCUGUAUCUACUAAGGAGAAUCUAAAUAUAUAUAUAUAUAUAUAUAUAUAUAUAUAUAUAUAUAUAUAUAUAUAUAUAUAUAUAUAUAUAUAUAUAUACUAUAUGUCUAUCUGUAUAAACCUGUUGUAAUUAUGUAACAUUUUCAUACAUGUCUGCUAAGGAAUGGCUUGUUUGUGCUUUGUCACGUCAAAGUUUUUUUGUUGUUUUCAGUUUAAUAAAAACGAUCACACUGUGCAUAGUCGGUGUUAACACUGAGAACAAGUCACUGAUCUCAGCUGCAGCUCUUUUCUAUAGGUGUCCUCUGCAGAUAAAGAUUUUGUAGAAUUAGUGAAAACGUUUUGUUUUGUGUCGUUUGAGUUCUGCAUGAAGGUUAUAACUGGAGGACCCUUGUCUUGCAUGUGCCAUUUAUUUUAACUAAAGCGUGGGACUCCAAGCUCUCACCCGCUCUUAUCACGUUCAUCAAAACUGCUGCUAGUCCACCUAGCCCAUGAUAAAGCACUAGGUCAGAGCUGUAUUAUAAAGCCAGGUGUUUGUCAGGGAAUCUCAGUGAGGAUGAUACUUUUAACCAUUUGUUCCUGUUUGUCGAUAUGUGUUUUAAUUCCAUCUUUAUAUUGUACCUCCCUCGAAAGCCUUCCAGUUGUUUCAGUCAUAUAGAUCCGAAUGUUGGCGCAUUAAAAAUGCAGAGUAUAAAAGUGUGUAAUAGAAAAGAAGGAUUUAUGUCUGUAUGGCAAUUUAGGCUGCAUUCUGUCCGGAGUGCAGAUGUCCUUCUGUUACAGUCACUUCAAAAGCUUUUUAGUCAGUAGUCACGCUCUAAAUAAGUGAAUCUGGUGCUCAGGGACUAGUGAUAGUGGCAAAAAAAAAUUAGGGUAUUGACUUCAGCCCAAUAAAAAUUGCCAAUCAAAGAUUAGCAUAGACCACAUUUAUAGAUGGGCCUGAUUGGCCGAUGGUAGUCAAUAGUGUUGUUGCAGGAUGUUCCUACUGGAAUGUGUACAGAGAAUAUGGAAUGUACAUUGAUAAGGUGAUAUAAUAGAAAUUUUUUUUUUUUUGUUGGGGUGGGGGGUGGUAGUUGUUAGGCUUUGGGGUUGUGUAUAAAUCUUUUGUUGAUCUCUCAGAUGUUAAAGUUUUACAGUUCAGAGCUUUACAGUUUUUAGCAAGUAAAUGAUGCUGUACUUGAAUUCAAAUAAAAUUCAGGUUCAAUAUUUGCAUUCAUCAAAAUAUAAUGUAUAUAACUGUGUCUUCUGUUUAUUAUAUUGGUUUGGGAGAAUUUGGAUGGCAAUUCAUUGUCUCUUAUUACAAAAUAUGAAUCUAUUCCUUUCUGAGUCAGAUAGAAUCCAGACUGUUAUGAUUAGGUAAAUUCUUCAAAGAUCAUGUCUUGAAGAACAGAUAUUUAAACUGUGGUAUAGUAUUAUUAUUGGAGAAAUCGCAUAGUGUGAGGAAAUAGAUGGGCAAUAGGCACUGAUCCAUUAUACUGAUUUCUUUUGUAUUUCUAAACUAAAAGCAUAUGCUUCUGCAUUACAUUUGUUGGAUGCCUUUCAUGAAGAGUAAGUUCUUAUCAUUGUUAAACACUGUGUGAAAUCAGUUUCUUCGGUAACAGUAGGUGAAUUUCUUCAUUUCUUUUGCAAACUUUGAUGGCAGUCGAUAAUAACGCUUAAUGUUUUAUUUACAGAAGAUAAUGUUGACGUAUUUCAGAUGGAAACUCUAGGCUUCGAAAUCAGACCUAAAUAACUCAUUUGUUUUUGUUAUUCUUACUGUACAAUGCAUAGUACAGAUUGAACUGGUGCUUUGCUUUGAAAGGUGGGUAGGAACGAUCAUGUAUCAUUUGCUACAAAUAUGAAUGUAGGUGUGCCUAGAUGUACUGUAUAAAGUGCUCUAUAAAAUAAAAAAGUAUUCUGCACAUGUGCGAGUCAACGCUUAGAUAGAAGUUUUAGUAUGUGGCUUUGUAGGAAUGCAAUUAUUUAUCUGUGCUCAUUGGAAAACUUAUUUUUCUGCCUUUAAAUUUGUGCCAAACUGUUCGCCAAACUUUAGCGUGUCCUUACGUCUUCUUUCUGUGUGUUUGUGUUUCAUCCUACGAAUUUCAUUGAAAUAGUUCACUGAGAGGGUUCACAAUCAUGAAAGCUUAAAUGCCAUACAUAUUCAAGUUUGCAAAAUUAACCCUGGGAUCAAAUAUUUAUCAACAAUGUACUGUAUGCCACGCAUUUUAAAAGUGGCUCUUUAGAGUCACACCGUCUGAACAAACCAACACGUUAUGUACUGCUUUCAUUUUAAUAUCCUGUUGUAAUUAUAUGAUUUGUUUGGAAAGCAAGAACUUGUCGCUUCAGAUGAUAUUCUUGCGCUAAAUUAAUUUUAUAUGUCAGGGCUUUGCCGCUGUAUUCUUUGUUUGUUGCAAUGUUUAACUUUCAAAACCAUGAUUUAUGUCUAUCAGAUACAUGUCUUUUUUUGUAAAUUAUUAAAGGUGAAAUAUAUAAA
Messenger RNA from Silurus meridionalis, 4775 nucleotides. It is a transcript of the gene dtnbb, whose product is annotated as dystrobrevin, beta b. NCBI's taxonomy places the organism in Eukaryota, Metazoa, Chordata, Actinopteri, Siluriformes, Siluridae. Gene Ontology annotation, biological process: synaptic signaling. Gene Ontology annotation, cellular component: plasma membrane; synapse. Gene Ontology annotation, molecular function: zinc ion binding. The record is from RefSeq and is a predicted model, not a curated record.